This is a messenger RNA of Anisakis simplex (herring worm), 621 nucleotides long. The record is from the annotation of a GenBank genome assembly. NCBI's taxonomy places the organism in Eukaryota, Metazoa, Nematoda, Chromadorea, Rhabditida, Anisakidae.
AUGGAUUCGCCAUCAGGACUGUUGCUAACGUUGUUGAUGUUGCUCAUCGAGAACAGUAAUUCGUCGUCCAAUGAGGACCGAGCCAGAUGCAGUGCAUACACUGAGCAGUCUAUUUCCAAAUGUCUCAAGCCAAUGUUGGAUUAUGCGAGCAAAUUGCAAUCAGAAACGGGUGCUAUGCAAUUUCCAGUUCAAGGGUCCGAUAUCUUUCAAGAUCUGUGCAGAAUAUACAGCGAAUUCAAGGGUUGCACACAUGAUGUAAACUGCGCGAGUUUAUCGAUGGAUGCAGUUGAUGCGAGUUAUGGGUUUAUGUGCGGAUCGGGUUUCGAUCUUUUCAAAAAGCAUGCCAUGUGCUUUGCUGAGGUGGAAUCACUGAAGGAAUAUAUCAAAUGUAAGAUCGCCGCAAGUGAAGAGAUUUCAGAUGCGCAACAUCUUAAAGGACACGAUAAUAAUGAACAAUAUUUCAAGGCAUUAUGUUCAGUGAUGGAUGGUUAUCUGAGAUGCAGUCAUCCAAUAAUCAAUGAGCAUUGCGGUAAUGAGGCCUGGGAACUCGUCACUAAGGUGACCAAAGACAGUCUUCGAGUGACGAUGCCAACUUGUGAUAUGCAUAAUGCAUUACUGUAG